GCAAUCAUGACACCAAGACCACAUAUCGGUAACAUACCACUUUUCCACCAAAAACACAAUGCCUAUCCUUCCAUGUUUCAAUGGAUCCCUUACCUCAUUCUCCACAUUCAUCUUCUUCAUUUCUCUUCUGAUUAUCCUUCUAAUCCCCAAAUUCAAAUCAAAACCCAGGAAAAAACCCCUCAAUCUCCCACCAUCCCCACCAAAACUCCCCCUAAUCGGCAACCUCCACCAAUUAGGGCGCCAUCCCCACCUCUGUUUCCGCCGCCUAUCCCACAAAUUCGGCCCCAUCUUCCUCCUUCAACUCGGACAAAUCCCAAACCUCAUAAUCUCAUCUCCAAAAAUCGCCAAAGAAGCCUUCACAACCCACGAUCUCAUCUUCUCAAGCCGCCCCUUUCUUUUCUCCGCCCAACACAUCUUCUACAACUGCACCGAUAUCGCUUUUUCCCCUUACGGUUCUUACUGGCGCCAUGUCAGAAAAAUCUGCAUCCUCGAACUCCUUAGCGCCAAAAGGGUUGAAUCCUUUGCCCUCAUUCGACAACAAGAAGUUACCCGUUUGGUUGAUAGAAUUUCACAGUCGAAGAGUCGAGUGGAUUUGUCGAGCUUCUUGGCGUUGUAUGCUAAUGAUGUGCUCUGUCGAGCGGCGCUUGGGAGGGAAUUUUCCGCCAGUGGUGAGUACCAUCUUCAUGGGAUUCAGGAGUUGCUUGAAGAGUAUCAGAUUUUGCUUGGUGGGUUCUGUAUUGGGGAUUUGUUCCCUUCUUUGGCGUUUCUCAGUAAAUUCACAGGGAUGAAGUCGAGGCUUAUGAGGACAGCUAAAGCGUUCGAUAAAUUGUUUGACCAAGUAAUAGCCGAACAUCUAAAUCCCGAGAGAGAAAAUAUGGAUGAAUCUAAGGAUCUUGUUGAUGUUUUGCUUGACAUACAGAAGAAUGGAUCUUAUGAUAAAAUUUCACUGACUAUGGAUAACGUUAAGGCCAUCAUUUUGGAUAUGUUUGCGGCAGGGACGGACACGACAUUUAUAACUCUUGAUUGGGGGAUGACAGAGCUCAUAACACACCCAGAAACCAUGAAAAGAGCACAGAAUGAAAUUCGAAGCAUUGUUGGUGAAAGAAGAAUUGUAUCAGAGAGUGAUGUCUUAGAAAUGCCUUAUUUGAAAGCCGUAGUUAAAGAGGUGCUUCGACUGCAUCCACCAGUGCCAGUUUCAGUUCCAAGAGAAACUAGGGAAGAUGUGAGGAUUGAAGGCUAUGACAUUCCAGCUAAAACGAGAGUUUUUGUGAAUCUUUGGGCAAUUGGGAGAGAUCCAGAAUCGUGGAAGAACCCAGAAAGUUUUGAGCCAGAGAGGUUUCUGGACAGUGACGUUGAUUACAAAGGGUUGGAUUUCGAGUUCAUUCCAUUUGGGACUGGAAGAAGGAUUUGUCCAGGUAUUGCCAUGGGGAUUGCCACGGUUGAGCUUGCUUUGGCUCAGAUUUUGCAUAGCUUUGAUUGGGAGCUUCCAAGUGGGGUUGAAGCUAAAGAUUUGGAUAUGACUGAAGUUUUUGGUAUCACAAUGCAUAGAAAAGCUCACUUGGAGGUCGUGGCAAAGCCAUACGUUGGCUCAACCAUCUCAAAUUAAUUAGUCUGUACUUUGGUUAAACUGGAUAGAAGACGUUGAUCUUCCCCGGGAGUCCCCCUCCGGUAUUCUCACCGAUCUGAGACCCUGGCGACUGAGCGUCCUUCGUUUCCUUUUCUUUUGUAGGGCCACUAGCUCGAACCAGAGGUUCUUCUAAUUCUCGUCCUGUUCAGUUCUUAAACGAACGAGUUGAAAGUACAACUUUGGUAUCUGUUCUUCCAAUUUAGUUAAGUUUUAGUCCUAUACUUAAAUAUGUCUAAUUUCUUUUAAUGAAUCCUAAAUUUAGUUUAAACAAUUAUUUCGGUUAAAUCUCUAAAUUGUUUUUUUUUUGGAAAGGUAUUGUAAUUAAAAUGUGAGGUGGGGAAUCGAAUAUUUAACCUCGAGGUUGAUAGUA
Molecule: messenger RNA, 1997 nt
Organism: Benincasa hispida (wax gourd)
Lineage: Eukaryota; Viridiplantae; Streptophyta; Magnoliopsida; Cucurbitales; Cucurbitaceae
Product: cytochrome P450 71AP13-like
Molecular function (GO): iron ion binding; heme binding; monooxygenase activity
Source: RefSeq, a predicted model, not a curated record